Lates calcarifer (barramundi perch) is the source of this 2693-nucleotide messenger RNA. RefSeq names its product small nuclear ribonucleoprotein 48 (U11/U12) (gene snrnp48). The record is from RefSeq and is a predicted model, not a curated record. Bases 1082 to 2086 code for a protein of 334 amino acids. The transcript has 12 exons. NCBI's taxonomy places the organism in Eukaryota, Metazoa, Chordata, Actinopteri, Centropomidae. Gene Ontology annotation, cellular component: nucleoplasm; U12-type spliceosomal complex; cytosol.
AGGAGGAGGAGGAGGAGGAGGAGGAGGAGGAGAGACUCCAUCUCACCACCCUGACCACGCUCAGAAGGUCGAGCUCGGGCUGCGAUGUACAGACUGAAUCCUGACUGCUGGGCUCGGUCGCCCAGACCUCACCUGUGUCGCCUUCCUCAGCCCUCGGGGAACCCUGCUUCAGGCAUGCUGAGACACCAGGAGGAAGAGGAGGAGGAGGAGGAAGGAGAGGGAGGAGAGGGAGGAGAGCAUCCUGCUGUUUGCUGCUACACCACAGGUGACGUCAUCCUUGAGGCAGCCGAUGCUCGGUGGUCCGUCUCUGAACACAGCCUCCACUCAGGGAUCCCCAGCAGCUCUGGCCUGGCUGGACGAGGUCCUGGUGCUCCCCCCUCAGAGCAGCCGAUAACAGUGAUUGAUUGUGAUCAGGGAGGCUUAUCCCGGCAGGUCAUUGGUGGUCGCUGGAUGGAGACCCGAGGAUGUGUGUGUGUUUAUGGGCAGAGGGAACCAGAGGGUUUGGGUCCCUGCUGGCCUGGAUCUCCAUACGUUUACUACGGAUUGAGGAGGAACCUGGUGGUCGGAGUGGAGGUGGUGGAGGAGGUUGCUGUUGAAGACACUCUAGAAGUAAUAACAGAGGACAUAUACACAGAUGAUCUGCUGGACCCUGAGCAGCUGCAAGACAACCAUCUGUACCCCACAUGAACCCUGCGUGACUCUGUGAACACUCUCAACAAAGAUAUUAUUCACAUACUUGUCCGAUUUGUGUAUUUUAUAUGUUUAACCUAUGAUUGUUACUAUGUGUGUCUUUGAUAUGCUGUCUUUUGUAAAUUAAAAAAAACCAACAUUCUAAAUGUGAUUAAUAAGAUUCACAAAAGAAAAACAAAAAUAAAAAAUCAUUUGAUUAAUUGUUUUAAUGCUAAAUUAUAAGAUUUAAGAUGACAACUACAACUACCAGCAUGCAUCGCUUCUGUUCUACCGCCAACGGCGGGCGUACGUCAUCGCCUCGCGCGGAAUAUGGCAGCAGUGAGUGCAGUGAAAAUAAACGCUGAUGAAUUCUUGUCAAAAAUCUUCGUUGUUUUGGGUUUAAAACCGUAAAAUGUCGGACUCGUUGGAAACCAAGACUCUCCAGGAUCGACUGGACCGUCUGCAGGAGCUGACAGAGUUUACAGAAAACUGUAAGAAACAGCUAAACGACAUUUUUGAAUCGCUGGGAUGGUCGCCGGACUACAAACAGGAAGCAGUGGAGCAGUGUCCCUACGACCCCGACCACAUAGUCCCAGUGAGGAGCAUGGAGAAACACAAAGCCUCCUGCCGCCUCAGAAAGAUGGGCUACUCAGCGGAGGAGCAGGCGGAGAUGAAUGACCCCUCUGUGUGUUAUGAGAACACCAGCGUCAGAAGUUUUAUAAUGGAUAAAUCCACUCAGCACCAGGUGAUCCUGCAGGCGAGAUCUGCUGCACCACUGAUGAGGAUGGAGGGAGUCUUCUGGCAAGGUCAGUACUCUGGCCAGCCUGUCGACGUGCCUCAGAACCAUAAGCGAACUUUGUGUGACCUCACUGUCGCCGACCGCUUGGCUCUGUACGAUCAUGUGGUCGGCGUCCUCGGACAGCAGAGGGACGCUGCGUCGACCAGCAACGAAGAUCUCUACGUAGAUUUAGUGUCCAAACUUCAGAAGGAUGACAAACAGAACGAACCAAAGACUCAUCUGGAGCUGAUGGCAGAGAUGAGGGACUACAAGAGGCGGCGUCAGUCCUAUCGAGCCAAGAACGUUCACAUCACCAAGAAGUCCUACACCGAGGUGAUCAGAGAGGUGAUCAACGUCCACUCAGACGAGCUCGCCAGACAGUGGAGAGAGGAAGAGAACGAGGAGGAGUCGACACGAUCUGAACACUCCUCCCACAGGCGUCGGUUGGAUGAAAGGAGAUCAGCGUCCUCAGAGUCUCACCACUCCCACAGCAGAGGCCAUCGCAGCCGAGAGCGAAGCCAAGACAGAGAGAGCAAGAAGAAGAGAAAGAAGAGGGAGAGGGAUUCCCGAUCCCCCAGCGACCACCACCAUGACCGAAAGAAGAAGAAAAAGAAGAGGAAAGAGGAGAAGGAGAAGUGAUUGUCCUGGAUCUGCAACAAUAUAAAUCAGAUCAGAUGAGGUCAAGGGUCAUCAGUACCUCAGCAGGUUAAAACAAAUCAACUGUCACAGCAUUUUAAGGUUUUAAACUUAGGGGAUCAGGAAAAGAUAGAAAUGGGAAUAAAGUUUUGGGAACAAACAGUGUGAACAUUUUGAGCUUUUUGUGCUUCACAGUGUUUUACAGUGAAACUACAUGUCUGCCAGCCUCAAACAGACUCCACCCGCCUCUGUCUGAUUGGCUCAGAGUGAUGUACAAACUACAGACUACUUGGAAUGUGGGACAGGAGUGUCACUGCUGGCACACUUUUACCACUGGGGUCAAAGGUCACUGUGUUUGGAGCCUAAUUUUGAUGUGUGUCUGCAAAUGUUUCCACAGGAUUCCUGCAGUCUUUAGGAAACAAUGGAAGAUCCUUUCUAAUGUCUGUAUUUGUCUUUAGAGAAAUAACACAGAACUGUAUAUUCUUUCAUUCUGUAACAAUUCCCAUUCACAGAAGAGAUAGUCCUGCAGUCUGUAAAUCCAAAGCUACAAGAUCUGAGUUCUAUUUUGACAAUCAACCUGAUUCUUUUACAUUAAAUUUCAUUAGUUUCA